Messenger RNA from Punica granatum (pomegranate), 664 nucleotides. Lineage: Eukaryota; Viridiplantae; Streptophyta; Magnoliopsida; Myrtales; Lythraceae. The record is from RefSeq and is a predicted model, not a curated record.
CAUUGGAUAAUCUUUUACCAUCGGCGGGGUAUUUCCGUCCAAUAAUAUGUUUUGCGCGGGACUAGGGUUUCUGAACUGACUCGUAUAUAAUCCGACGAGCUCCUCCGUCUUCAAGCUCUAGCCGUUUCAAAGUUCUUCUGCAGCUCAGUGCUUUAGCUAAGUGUCUGAGGUUUUUCAAAGAUCUUUCAAGAUGCAGAACGAUGAGGGUCAGAACAUGGAUCUGUACAUUCCCAGGAAAUGUUCUGCCACGAACAGACUCAUUACUUCAAAGGAUCAUGCCUCCGUCCAGAUUAACAUCGGGCACUUAGGUCCUGAUGGUGUUUACACCAACCAGUUCACCACAUUCGCCUUGUGCGGUUUCAUCAGAGCUCAGGGCGAUGCUGACAGUGCCAUUGAUAGGCUCUGGCAGAAGAAGAGAGCCGAGAUCCGACAGUAAUUUCUUCUCUUUUGUUACCCUGUCUUUCUAAUAGGCCCCUAUCAAAUUAUCCUGGCUGGGGACGGGAGAUUGUUAGCGAGUGUCUUUCUGUCAUCGGUGUUUUGCUUUUGCUCAAAUAUGUUACGCCUUUAUGGCUUUUAUCGGGUAGUAGAUUGGAUGAUAAUUUGAAUACCGCUUACUUGGAUCUGUAUUGAAUUGAGUAAUGGGAUCACCGGUUCUAUUUGUUAU